ACAAUUUACUAAAGUAAAGGUUUAAUAAUUUGGUUAUCAAUCGUCGAGUCGAAAACGAUUAAGAAGCAAAGACUCAAUUGAAGACAAAACGAGUUACUAAUCAGCCAAUAGGAAACUGACUCAUGUCAUAAUUUGUUUGUUGACAAUGUUGAAGAUUAUUUCUUAACGUGUACAUGUUAAAUGUUGAUUGCUCUCUAUUUGUUUUAAUUAUUUUAAUCACAAUAUUGAAUAUUUAAUUGCAAUGAGUUGUCUUGAUUGUCCAUUGGAACCCUACAUCACCGAUGAUUGUAUGAUUGACAAGUAUAUUGAGUCAAUUGUGAGUCAAACCAAUGAUUUACCAGAAUUUGACCCUCUCUUGUGGUCUGAAAGUGGUGGUGAUUCAGACUUGAUUGGAAGAGACUAUGAUGAAUGGCCAGAGAGCAGUGGGUCCAAUGAGAAUAGCAAUUUAUCAGAACCCAAUCAUUUAUCAUUCACUGAUAUUCAAGAGUCGGCAUCCCCAAGUCCAAGUAAAGUUAGUAUUUCUGGCAGCUCGUCUACAAGUCCAGAGGAAGAUGGGAUAAGUGAAGAAGUAAUCGAAGAAUAUGUUGAUGAAGAAAUUUUAUUAUCCAACGGUCAUUAUAGUAUUGAAUCUAAUGGUAUGUUUGAUGACCAAACGGAUUGUUACAUCGUAAAUCAGUCACCAGCACCUCGUACAUUUGAAAUUCAUAAUUACUGUUGUGUAAAAUAUGAAAAUAGUGAAGAUAAUGACGAAGACAAAUCAGUCGAAUCAAGUCCAAAAGUGAAACAAACCAGUAAAGGUUCAAAAAGACGAAAUGUCACCGAUUUCCGGUUAACUGAAGAAGAAAGAAAAUUACUAAACAAAGAAGGAUACACCGACUUUCCCAGUGAAACGAAAGAAUUGACACAUCAAGAAGAGAAAAUAUUAAGAAAAAUAAGACGAAAGAUAAGGAAUAAAAGAUCAGCCCAAUUUUCUCGACUUCGAAAGAAACAAUAUGUCGAGGAACUGGAAAAGAAGUACGAAGAUUGUACCAGUGAAAACAAACUCCUAAAAAAGGAAGUUGAUGAUUUACGUCGACAAAAUCAAUCUCUGACGGCAAAGAUGAAGAAAAUCUUGAAAGAUCACACUGGACAUGGUCAAGCUUCGUUCAAAACAUCGCUUUUUGUUAUUCUACUUUCAUUCCUUUUUAUUUUGAUGCCUAAUUUCAGGCCCGAAUCUUUGGAAGAUUCUCUGACGGGAUCUAAACAACAGCAACAGAUAAUCAGAACAGGUCGACAUUUAUUGAUGACUUUAGGUGGACACGAUUUAUCUUCCUACAAUCUUAAUGAAUCUGAAAACUUUAACUUCACCAAUGCCUUGUCGAUCUAAUUGUAGAUCAUCAAGACAAUGCCCGAGUCCAUGUCAACAAUGUUGCAAAUCGAAUCAUUUGAAUAUUUAAUUGCAAAUCAAAUGAAAAUUAUUAAAUAUCUAUUCUUCUUUCUCAAUAUUAUCUUAAACCGAAUGAUAUUAAAUUAAAUCUUUAAAAUUGA
Messenger RNA from Panonychus citri (citrus red mite), 1527 nucleotides. Its product is annotated as cyclic AMP-responsive element-binding protein 3-like protein 3-A. Bases 242 to 1366 code for a protein of 374 amino acids. The record is from RefSeq and is a predicted model, not a curated record. Lineage: Eukaryota; Metazoa; Arthropoda; Arachnida; Trombidiformes; Tetranychidae. Gene Ontology annotation, molecular function: RNA polymerase II cis-regulatory region sequence-specific DNA binding; DNA-binding transcription factor activity, RNA polymerase II-specific. Gene Ontology annotation, biological process: regulation of transcription by RNA polymerase II. Gene Ontology annotation, cellular component: nucleus. The transcript has 4 exons.